Messenger RNA from Leptidea sinapis, 1370 nucleotides. Its product is annotated as ribosomal RNA-processing protein 8. The coding region runs from base 181 to 1335 and encodes 384 amino acids. The record is from RefSeq and is a predicted model, not a curated record. The transcript is spliced from 5 exons. Gene Ontology annotation, molecular function: methyltransferase activity. NCBI's taxonomy places the organism in Eukaryota, Metazoa, Arthropoda, Insecta, Lepidoptera, Pieridae. Gene Ontology annotation, biological process: rDNA heterochromatin formation; cellular response to glucose starvation; regulation of transcription by glucose. Gene Ontology annotation, cellular component: rDNA heterochromatin; chromatin silencing complex; nucleolus.
CUUCAUAAUUGAUAAUUAGUGGUAAAUAAACAGUACAAAACACGUUGUAAAUUGUAUUAUGUAGUACUGUAAUAGUACCUACCUAAUAAAUUUAAAACUAUUAAUAGAGUAUUUGUACCUACUUGUUGACAAAAAUAAAAUAAAUCAUAGUGUCAAAAUUAAAAAUUAUUUACACAUAAAAUGUUUAAAGUACCACCAUGGGAAGACAGUCAGGGAGUCUCUGUGAAUAAUUUAAGUAUGAAAAAAAAUCAUGUUAAGAAAAGUAAGAAAAAGAAAUCAGUUUCUACUGGACACAUAAAAAAUAACAAUGAAGAUCAAUCCUUACUUUUAGGUAAAAUUCAGGAAGAGAAACCAAGUCCAGUUCCUGCUAAAAAACCACAAAUCAUAACUACAAAAAGUAGAACAAUCCAAAAUAAACAUAAAAGAAAAUUGGACACUGGAAAUACUAUAAUUAACAAUAAUAAUAGUGCAAAAACUAGAGAAAUAGAUUUUGAUCGGCAUGAUGAAGUUAUACUAAAUACUAGAAAGAGUAAAAUUAUUAAAUUUAAUCAUGACGAAGUAAAGGAUAUUGAAGAGACAUUUAAUAAGACUUCUGUGAAAGAUGAACAAAAGAAACGAAAACUUGAAAGGAUGCUCAAAGGGGUUGGCCACAGAAGUGAAAUCAAAGUUGCUGGAAACAGUUUGAGAGAAAGAAUGCUUCUGAGACUUAGAGGUGCACAAUUUAGGUACUUAAAUGAGAAACUUUAUACAUCAUCGGGAUAUGAUGCUCAGAAGCUAUUCAAGGAAGACCCCAAUGCAUUUCAGACAUAUCAUGAGGGAUAUCAGCAACAAGUGAAAAAGUGGCCUGUUAACCCACUGGAUGUUAUAGUAAAGAGGAUAUUACAAAUGCCAAAAUCUGUGAUUAUAGCUGAUAUGGGUUGCGGUAAGGCAUCCCUAUCACAACAGGUGCCAAACAAAGUUCGCUCCUUUGAUCUUGUUGCAGCCAACACUAGUGUGGAAGUAUGUGACAUAGCACAUACACCAUUGCUCAGUUGUUCUGUUGAUGUUGCUGUGUAUUGCUUAGCUCUCAUGGGCACUGAUUUAACACAGUAUCUUUUAGAGGCCAACAGAGUGCUUAAAGUAGGAGGGCAUUUGCUAAUAGCAGAAGUUGAGAGUCGUUUUGGUGAUGUGGAAGAGUUCACCAAGGAUCUGCAGCGGUUUGGUUUCAGUCUGAAGAAGGUUGACAAGAGCAACAAAGUGUUCUACUUCAUAGAGUUCAUAAAGUCAAGGGAAGCACCCAAAAAGUCCAAACUGCCAAUCAUAAACUUGAAGCCAUGUCUUUACAAAAAACGGUAGAAUUGGACCAGUUAAUAAAUUAUUCGAUCAUGAAA